Colius striatus (speckled mousebird) is the source of this 868-nucleotide messenger RNA. It is a transcript of the gene RPL18A, whose product is annotated as ribosomal protein L18a. The record is from RefSeq and is a predicted model, not a curated record. NCBI's taxonomy places the organism in Eukaryota, Metazoa, Chordata, Aves, Coliiformes, Coliidae. The transcript has 5 exons. Gene Ontology annotation, cellular component: cytosolic large ribosomal subunit; ribosome. Gene Ontology annotation, biological process: translation. Gene Ontology annotation, molecular function: structural constituent of ribosome. Bases 375 to 818 code for a protein of 147 amino acids.
AGGUGGUGGCGGCGGCGGUUGUGAGGAAGGUGGUGGCGCGGGCUUGUGGCCCUUGAGAGCAGUCUCUGCGCGCCCGAGCGGCUCUGCCUGGCCCUUGAGGGAGACGAACAGCCAAUAUGGCGGCGGCGCCUCUCCCGCAAGACGCGUGGGGAGGCCGCGCUGCCCGCGGGCGCAGGGCCGUGACCGGCGGGCGGCACAGCUGGGCCCAUGCAGCGAUCUGCCGGGGCCGGUAAUCUCUCCCUUCCCUUGGGUUGGCCUACUCUCGCCGCGGUGCUUUCCACGGGGUUGGACCGUCGCAGGUCGGGCUGCGGGAGUAUAAAGUGGUUGGGCGAUGCCUGCCCACACCGAAAUGCACGACCCCUCCUCUCUACCGCAUGCGGAUCUUCGCUCCGAACCAUGUUGUCGCCAAGUCCCGGUUCUGGUACUUCGUUUCUCAGCUGAAGAAGAUGAAGAAAUCUUCUGGAGAGAUUGUGUACUGUGGCCAGGUGUAUGAGAAGUCCCCUCUGCGGGUAAAAAAUUUUGGUAUUUGGUUACGCUAUGAUUCUCGUAGCGGAACUCACAACAUGUACAGGGAGUACAGGGAUCUGACCACCGCUGGUGCUGUCACUCAGUGCUACCGCGAUAUGGGAGCCCGUCACCGUGCCCGUGCUCACUCGAUUCAGAUAAUGAAAGUUGAGGAAAUUGCUGCCAGCAAGUGCCGCAGACCAGCGGUCAAACAGUUCCAUGAUUCUAAAAUCAAGUUCCCUCUGCCACACAGAGUCCUACGUCGCCAGCACAAGCCACGUUUCACUACCAAGAGACCAAAUACUUUCUUUUAAAUAAGAAAUUGUGCUGUCAACUCUGUGUUGUAAUAAAGGUCUUAUUUGAA